Messenger RNA from Thlaspi arvense, 1099 nucleotides. The record is from the annotation of a GenBank genome assembly. Lineage: Eukaryota; Viridiplantae; Streptophyta; Magnoliopsida; Brassicales; Brassicaceae.
UUUGUUUUCCAAGUUGAAGAACUAAUAGUGAUUAGUGAAAGGGGUUUAGGGUUUAUACCGGAGCUGAUACCGAGAAUCGACCAAUUCCAGCGAUGGAGUCUAGACCCACCCAUCGUAAGUCGGAUCCAAAUUUAAACCCGGAGACGAAUUCCGUCGGUCCUCCAUCUGCUCUGACCUAUCUCGAUCCUCACUACUGGGACGAGAGGUUCUCGUCCGAGGAACACUAUGAAUGGUUCAAGGACUACUCUCAUUUCCAGCAUCUCAUCAAUGCCAACAUCAAACCCUCUUCUUCCGUCUUGGAAUUGGGAUGUGGGAACUCUCUGUUGUGUGAAGAGCUGUACAAGGAUGGGAUUGUUGAUAUUACGUGCAUUGAUUUAUCUUCGGUUGCCGUAGAGAAGAUGCAGAGCCGAGUGGUGUCGAAAGGGUACAAAGAAAUAAAAGUGGUGCAAGCUGACAUGCUAGACCUCCCAUUCAACAGCGAGUGUUUUGAUGUGGUUAUUGAGAAAGGGACCAUGGAUGUGCUGUUUGUGGAUGCUGGUGAUCCAUGGAAUCCCCGUCAAGAAACUGUAAGCAAAGUCAUGGCAACUCUCGAAGGAGUUCACCGGGUUUUGAAACCAGACGGGAUUUUCAUUUCCAUUACCUUUGGCCAGCCGCAUUUCAGACGUCCUUUGUUUAUGGAUCCCAAGUUUAAUUGGUCCAUGGAGUACAGCACUUUUGGUGAUGGGUUCCAUUAUUUCUUCUAUAUUUUAAGAAAGGGAAAGAGACGUGAUGAAGAGAAAGAAGAAGAUGAGAAAUGCAAUGAUCCAUCAAUAUCCAUGUAUCAAGAUGAACUUGAAGGCGAAGACUACCUCUUCCGAACACACAUCGAUGAUGACGAGGAUUAGGACUAGAGCAACGUGAGAUUAGUUGCUGUGUAAUGUUUUAUUUUGUAAUUUUUAGAAUCAGCCUUGGUGGUUUUUUGGACAAAGUAAAGGAUGAAACCAAAGAAAUGGAGUUGAACCACUUUUCUUCCGUAACAUACAGUUAACUAGUACAUGUCAUGGACGUGUGGGGGUUAAUAAAUAAACUCUGUGUCUGAAAUUAUAAGUUGCUUUUUCGG